This is a messenger RNA of Vavraia culicis subsp. floridensis, 899 nucleotides long. RefSeq lists its product as uncharacterized. The transcript has a single exon. Lineage: Eukaryota; Fungi; Microsporidia; Pleistophoridae. The coding region runs from base 1 to 591 and encodes 196 amino acids. The record is from RefSeq and is a predicted model, not a curated record.
AUGGGAAUAUUUAGCGACAGCAUGUUGUGCGAAGAGGAGAUUGAGGAUCUCAUGAAUAACACAAUUUUCAAUCAGAAGGAACUAGAAUUGCUCUAUGAGCGAUUCAAAAUGUUGGACAGGCAAGCAAAUGGCUAUCUUACCUACAGCGAUAUCAUGCUCAUACCAGAGUUCUGUGCUAACCCCUUUAACAACCGGAUUAUAAAUGCGAUGGAAAAAGUAAUUGAGUACGAGAACAUGACAUUUCCUUUUUUCCUAGAGAUCAUGAGCAUUUUUUCGCCCAAGUCCAACAUACAUCUUCGUAUGAAAUUUGUUUUUGGUGUGUUUGAUCUGAACGAGGACGGAAGACUGUGCUCUGCAGUGCUAUCUAAAAUAUAUGAAAUAUUACAUGGAAAUGAUUUCUCAAGAGAAGUGUGUGCCAGAGAGGUGAACGAGCUGCUUUUGUUUUAUGACAGGAAGCAUAAGGAAUUCCUUGAUUAUAACGAUUUUGUGAAUUUCUACCUAGACAGCAACUUAGACAGAAUGUUUGUAAUGGAUUUUGAUAAAGAUCUGAUAGAGAAGAAGCCAAUUUUUCCUUUUUUUAGAGGAAAGUGAAGAGACAAGCCACGUAGUGUGCAACAUAUAACUAAAAAAGAUCUAGCCGCUGUAUAAAUUUUGACAGAUGUCGAUGCUGCGUGGCCAUAUCUACGCUGAAUCAGCGAGGCUAGGAACAUAAAAUACAAAUAAUUCUAUAUUCUUUAAUUUCUUGACCGGAUUCCUGAGGUGCAUCUAUCGUUAGCACAGCAUAAUUAUGAAGUAUUACAUCCAAUAUGCCUAGAAAUAUAUGCAUGAUGGCUGAGUUAGUCCCAUCUGAACGCGUUUCUAAAUCAUUCAGGAUGCUGUCUCAGUUCGUUGAGUCAGCG